Molecule: messenger RNA, 1527 nt
Organism: Fimicolochytrium jonesii
Lineage: Eukaryota; Fungi; Chytridiomycota; Chytridiomycetes; Spizellomycetales; Powellomycetaceae
Product: WD40-repeat-containing domain protein
Exons: 5
Coding region: 13-1443 (476 amino acids)
Biological process (GO): positive regulation of ubiquitin protein ligase activity; positive regulation of anaphase-promoting complex-dependent catabolic process; anaphase-promoting complex-dependent catabolic process
Cellular component (GO): anaphase-promoting complex
Molecular function (GO): anaphase-promoting complex binding; ubiquitin ligase activator activity; protein binding
Source: RefSeq, a predicted model, not a curated record
CACGCAAACAGCAUGAAAACCCAGCAGACGUAUGAUAGGUUCACAGCCGUUGCACGCGGGUCUAGCGCAAUCUCCACACUAAGGCCGGUCUUCAGACGUCAUGCCGGAAGAAGGAGGCAAUCUAUAAUUCCCACGCGUAGUGAACGUCAAAUCUCGGAUUCAAAAAAUACACUUCGCACAGGGAACAUCGCCCACAGGCUUCUUCAGUCAAUUACUCCUCCUCAGCGCCCGACGCGGGAACUCCAGCUAACACACGAUCGAUUAACGAGAACACCGACGAAGGAACUUUGGACAGGUUCUCGAACAAAUGCAGCUAAACCUCGAACAUAUCGCACAAUAGAUAAACGGCCAUAUAAGGUCCUGGUUGCCCCUAGACUGCGGAACGACUACUACAAUGACCUUGUCGAUUGGUCUGCAUUGAACAUUAUUGCGGUGGGAUUGCAGGAAGCGGUGUAUUUAUGGGACAAGAGUACGGAAGUACAUCACAAGCUUUGGCAGACACACCUCCCGGAUUACAUCAGCUCCUGCAAGUUUUCGCCAGAUGGGACCAAACUGGUCAUUGGAACGUUCCAUGGACGUUGCGAAGUUUGGGCGAUCAAAAUGGAUAAUAUGCGGGGCUCUCGCUGUAUCGCACGCAUCCAGCAUCGGAGCGGUGUGACUGCUCUGGCGUGGGGAAAGACAAAAGACGGAAGCGUUAUCCUGAGCACAGGCGAUAAAAGUGGAGUCAUCAGGACUUAUAGCACGACUGCGAGAGCAUCAAAUUCCCGCCACGGAAGCCCUGCAGAUUCAACUCUAAUGAGCCCUGGUACACCUACUCCCAUCGGCAAUAGUUCACCCAUCUCAAGUGCUUCCGGGAAUGGAGACUUCGUCUUGAUGCAAACGUGGAGAGGAUUCCAUACCGGUAGACUAGUUAGCUUGAAGUGGGGCGACGGAGUCUUGGCUAGUGGUGGGAACGAUUACCGGCUCUGCUUCUGGAACCUCGGUUCUGAUGCGCCCAAACGUAUCAUUCACGACAACAAGUCGGCCAUCCGAGGUCUCGAUUGGUGCCCAUGGGAUCGGAAUCUCCUCGCGGCGGGAUGUGGACGAGAUGACCGUCGCAUUCGCGUAUAUAACUCUCAAGGGGACCUGCAAACCGAAAUUUAUACCGGUUCUCAAGUCUGUUCCGUACACUGGUCUAAAAACUUCCGCGAACUGGUCUCCACUCAGGACGACAUGGACCAGCAAAUCGUCAUCCGGAAAUGGCCCUCGCUGGAACCCACCGCGACGCUCUCAGGACACCGCAAGCGGCCGCUGUUCACCGCCAUGAGUCCCAACGGCGAGGAUCUCUUGACCGGUGGGGGCGACGAGGAGUUGAAGUUCUGGAAGUGCUUUGCUGGGAAGCCGCGGUGGAAGGUUGCCACGGAUGGGAAGGAGAAUAGACUCAUGGCGAUGGAUUUGCGGUAGUAGCCCAGAAUGUAGAUAGCGCAAGAGACCUAUUCUAGAGGUCUCAAAGUCAACGAAGAAUCUCUGGUAGUUGCCUGAAUGCAA